AUGUCAAGCUCAUAUCAACAUCAUCAAGUCAUCUUCAACUCUUCGUCGAGCUGCCGAAAACAUCAAUACAAAACACACAGCUGCUGGAAGAAGAACAAAGUACUCCCCUGGGACUUGCUUGUUCCUCGGGAUACUUUGGGCCUAGUUCUCGCUAACUCAGACAAAGGGGCAACAAAGUCUUCAUUCAUCACUCUAUGGCAAUCCAAGAAUCAACAAGCCCGGAUGAGCCUUCGGACGAAAAAGACCCCAACAGCCGUCUAA
This is a messenger RNA of Prunus armeniaca (apricot), 261 nucleotides long. Lineage: Eukaryota; Viridiplantae; Streptophyta; Magnoliopsida; Rosales; Rosaceae. The record is from the annotation of a GenBank genome assembly.